Molecule: messenger RNA, 2683 nt
Organism: Dipodomys spectabilis (banner-tailed kangaroo rat)
Lineage: Eukaryota; Metazoa; Chordata; Mammalia; Rodentia; Heteromyidae
Gene: Pgp
Product: phosphoglycolate phosphatase
Exons: 2
Coding region: 86-1051 (321 amino acids)
Cellular component (GO): cytoplasm
Molecular function (GO): sn-glycerol 3-phosphatase activity
Source: RefSeq, a predicted model, not a curated record
GCCGCGGCGGGCGGCUGCGAGGAGCGGCCGGUGGCGGCGGCGGCGGCGGUGGCCGGUGGCGGCGGGCGGCGGGCGGCGGGCGGCCAUGGCGGAGUCGGAGGCCGGCGGCGACGACGCCCGCUGCGUGCGGCUGAGCGCCGAGCGGGCCCAGGCGCUGCUGGCCGACGUGGACACGGUCCUGUUUGACUGCGACGGGGUGCUGUGGCGCGGGGAGACGGCCGUGCCGGGCGCGCCCGAGGCCCUGCGGGCGCUGCGGGCCCGCGGCAAGCGCCUGGGCUUCAUCACCAACAACAGCAGCAAGACGCGCGCCGCCUACGCCGACAAGCUGCGGCGCCUGGGCUUCGGCGGCCCGGCGGGGCCCGGCGCCGGCCUCGAGGUCUUCGGCACGGCCUACUGCACCGCGCUCUACCUGCGCCAGCGCCUGUCCGGCGCGCCGGCCCCCAAGGCCUACGUGCUGGGCAGCCCGGCCCUGGCCGCCGAGCUGGAGGCCGUGGGCAUCGCCAGCGUGGGCGUGGGUCCCGAGCCGCUGCGGGGCGAGGGUCCCGGCGACUGGCUGGCCGCCCCGCUGGAGCCGGACGUGCGCGCGGUGGUGGUGGGCUUCGACCCGCACUUCAGCUACAUGAAGCUCACCAAGGCCGUGCGCUACCUGCAGCAGCCCGGCUGCCUGCUCGUGGGCACCAACAUGGACAAUCGGCUCCCGCUGGAGAACGGCCACUUCAUCGCGGGUACCGGCUGCCUGGUUCGAGCUGUGGAGAUGGCUGCCCAGCGCCAGGCCGACAUCAUCGGGAAGCCCAGCCGGUUUAUCUUCGACUGCGUGUCCCAGGAAUACGGCAUCGUCCCGGAGCGCACCAUCAUGGUGGGGGACCGCCUGGACACAGACAUCCUGCUGGGCGCCACCUGUGGCCUGAAGACCAUCCUGACCCUCACGGGAGUCUCCACUCUUGGGGAUGUGAAGAGCAAUCAGGAAAGUGACUGUAUGUCCAAGAAGAAAAUGGUCCCCGACUUCUAUGUUGACAGCAUAGCUGACCUCUUGCCCGCCCUUCAAGGUUAAAGAUCUAGUGUCUUUAACCUCGGGAAUAAAAAAAAAAAAGAAAAAGAAAAUUGAAAAAUCAGUUACCCAGAUUAAUAGGUGGGACUUAGGCAUGGUUGGAGUGGCCACAGACUGCAAUUGAAGUUAAGCAGAGGGUGGUAGUUGUUAAUGUUGUAAGUAAACGCUUGGGGGGAGGUGUUGUUUACAGAUGCUUAUAUUUUAAGAUGCACUUUUAAGCUUGGAGGGCAUUGUCAGGUGGGUCUUGGGCUUUGUAUCUGUCAGUGAGGGCAGACAUAGUAUCUGCCCAGGAUUCAGGUAGCCCUCAAGCCUUGCUUGUGAGAUCGAGUUGGGUCUAGGGGUGUACGUCACAUGUUUUACUGGAAAACUUAAUUCAGGGAUCAUCACUGAAGGGCAGAGAGGAAGAAGGGCUGGCUUGUGGCUUCCAGUGUGCCCACGCAGCCCAGCAGCCCGAUGCAACAUCCAGCCUCACCUCUGGAGUGGAGGAGGGGCUGCUCCCUGAUGGUGCCGCCCUGUUCUCGGGGUGAGAGGUGCUGCCUUGCCACUGCCUGCUUGCUUCCUUGAAAACCACUUUGAUGUCACAAUUGAGUAUCUGUUCCGUUUCAGAUGUCCAGGGCUGCAGCUCUUCACACUCAGCUGCCCAGUUCUGUUAACUGCCCAGCCAAACCUCAGCUGUCUGAAGUGUGCAUUUAAACCCAGGUGACUCAGACUGAGUAUAUGGUAGGCCCAGUGGCCGAAUGGGUGUGGGUGCCGUCACUGAACUCUGGGCUGCUGUGAAGGUAGCUCAGAGCAGCAUUGGUACCAAAAAACAUUAUUUUUUAACUUGUGAACACAUUUGUGAGUGGUGGCAUUGAAUUGUAAGUGUGUAGAUUAAUGGUUGUACUCUGUCUCAUAGGGGUAAAUCCCACUGAAGAAUUUCCAUGUCCCACAGCUCACCUGAAGGCUAGCAGUGUGCUGGCCAAGGAUUUCCUGUGGCUCCCGCCCCCACCCCCGCCCCAGGGGUAAGAAGGGGAGAGGUGCCCCAACCUCAGUGCAGGAAGUCCUUUACAAAAUACUCACUCUUCCUGUCUUCCCUUGUCCUGGGGUGAGCCUGGGUCAGGGUGGGGUUUGAUCAGUGGCCGGUGAAGCCACCUGCUUUGGCUUCAGACUCCCUUGUUGAUAGCCGAAUGGUAAGAUGGGCAGGGCCCAGCGGCCAACAGGCUCUCAGCAGGGCCUGGCCUCCUCUCCUGCACCUGUUCCCUGUGUCUGCUGACCUGGCAGAGUGGGGCGUCUGCAGCACUCACUGGGCAGAGCCUGGAACAUGGCUCCCGGCCGACUCCUUCCCAGUGCUUCACCCUGAAUCCCAGUGGCCACAACACUUCCCAUUCACCAAGUUCUCACAGCAAUAAAGUGUCCCGUACCUGCAACCACGCACCCCACGGCCAGGGGCCGUGUGGCCGGGCAGUGGAGGGUGGCAAUGCAGAUGAUGGCUAACGGUGUGUCUGGAUACUGAGCAGGCCCAUGAGGGCCUCAUCCCCCACAGCAGCUGCCACAGCCUUGAUCUGCUGGGGAGGGGCCCGGAAGUCUCUUAUGUGCCCCACCUCCCACCCACUUCACUGUGUGUACCCAAAUGCACAUUAAACUCUAAAACUCCAA